This is a messenger RNA of Hyaloscypha bicolor E, 2461 nucleotides long. Its product is annotated as ELMO/CED-12 family protein. Bases 164 to 2341 code for a protein of 725 amino acids. Gene Ontology annotation, biological process: actin filament organization; cell motility. Gene Ontology annotation, cellular component: plasma membrane. The transcript has a single exon. The record is from RefSeq and is a predicted model, not a curated record. Lineage: Eukaryota; Fungi; Ascomycota; Leotiomycetes; Helotiales; Hyaloscyphaceae.
CGAAAUUCAAAUGUCAGCGCCCAGCCCUCCCAUUGCACAACAACGUGAGAUACUGCUCUGAAUACAAUUGCAUUGCAUACUCUCCAAUGAAUCCAAUACAAAGAAGGAGCACGAAUCUCACUGGUUGACCGUCACCCCUCCGUCCAAUCCCCGACACGCAACAAUGGAUCAAGCAGACAUCCCCGCCCUCCUCUCGCGCCUCUCCAGCGAUGAAGAUGCCAUGCGCAAGAUGGCAGUCUUCAAGCUGCAGUCCUCGAUCAACGAUCCCUCCUUCGCAGACGUCUUCAUCUCCUCUGGCGGCCUGAACAUCCUGCGGCGACUGAUCAUGACCACCGGCGGAAACACUCUCGCAUACUCCCUACAAUCUCUGAGCCGGCUGCUGGAAGUCGAUAUGGGAUGGGAAAUCUUCGAGAGUUCUGGAGCAGGCGAACUCGUCGAGCGGGUUGUCGAAUUGAUCGUCACACAUCCUUUAGUCAAUAUUCUGCGAGGGGCAAUGUCGAUAUUAGUAGCGAUCGUUUCGCAUCCGCAAUCCGCUCGAGGAGCGAUACGAACGCCUGGGGCUUUUGGAUUUCGAGCCUUGAAGCCUGCGGUGGCUGUAUACCCGCAAUUCUUCGAGAUGGUGGUCUCGCAGCUCAAUUCGGCAGACCACGCACUGUGUGCGAACGCUUUGAUGUUGCUGAAUGCUCUGAUGAGAGAUGCUAUUACAACCGACACUGGAGGAAAGGAGACAAUCGGCAAAGUCGGCGGAACGGGGGAGGAGUGGCCGAAAUUCAUAAAACGUUUACAAGAUUUGGGUGUCAUAAAGGCGGUCUACAUCUUGAUGCAGAGCUCGGCGUUGCAGGACUUGGCACAUCCGCUGUUGGAAUUCCAAGCUCUGACAAAAGUUCUGUUGAGGAAAUGGAGAGAUGUUAGAGUGGACUUGGAGAAACCAGAUCAUAGGAGGGCGUUGAAGGGAUUACAUCUUGCAAGUGCGCCGGAGAGGAAAGAUAUCCAUGUCAAUGGGACACCGAAAUUGGACGAAUCAGAUGGGGGAAAGAAGGGAAGCAGAAGGCAUAACCCAGAGAAGUGGCGACGAUUGGGGUUCGAGACUGAGAGCCCUGCAUGGGAAUUCGAGCCUACCGGUUUCCUUGGAAUGAUGGAUCUGAUCGACUAUGUGCGGAAACAGGAAGAUGGAUUUCAAAAACUUCUCCUAGAACAAUCAUCACGGCCGUUACACGAAAGAUGUCCAAUUGCACGAGCGAGUUUGGCGGUUACCGCGAUAUUAUAUGAGCAUUUCGAGGUGGACAAGUCGGAUGUAGAGGAUGCGAAGAGCUACCUUGUGUUGGAUGGCAUGAAGAAUUAUGACAAGAUCUUCCGCCCUUUGCUUCUGCAAUGGUCGAGAUUACAUACGGCGAGUCUGCAGUCAUUUUUCAGAUUAUGGAAGUCUACUGGGGCAGAACAGGACGACUUUGACAAGGUGGCGGAGUUGGUCCGGAUAUUGAUCGAACAAGUUGUCGGGGAGGCAUCAAGAACGAAGGAUGUGCAGGACGUUGAGGAGGAACUUUCAGAAUUUGACUAUGGUCGUCUGCGAGAACUCCAAAUGGAGCUGCUAGAGUUGACGUUCGAAGAUGAAUGGGGGCAACAUCUACACCAAGUUCGAGACGAACUGAAGCACGAAGCCUUGCAGUUUGUCAAAGAACAACGAAUAAGAUGUCUUCUUCAGGGAGCUUGGUUUCCAAGAACGGUCCAGCACAAGAACUCCACUGAAGACGGACACUCUGGGAGGAACGGAACAACAAGGACAUCUUUGACUGCCUGGCGCUACGUCAAGCUCUCCCACAAUCGUCGAUAUCUGCACUACUCGGACUUCGACGCACAAACCAAGCAGGAGCCGCUUCUCGAUGCUCUGCCGGAAAAGAUUGAUCUGAGCACCAUCAGCUCAGUCGUUUCAAAUGUCUCCGCAACAAACGACGAAACCUCCAGUAUCUCCAGCACGUCCACCCUGAAGACAGCCUCGCAUGCACAGAAACCAACUUCAACAACAAAAAUCACGAUCAACAGCUUUGUCGGAGGAGACAGCAAAUCCCUAACAAAUGGCGAGCCUGCCGAACGAGCAAUCUUGACGUUGAUGCCUCCAACGCACAGCCUUGCUUCUGAAUGGCUGGAUGGUCUUCUCAUGCUGUUGAACCAAGCACCCAUCACGGCAGAGACAAACAAGUUGGUUACUUUGGUCAGUGAAUAUGGGUUGAAGAUUAGGUUGCUGAACGUGAGGUUGGAUGAUGGCUUUGCUGGCCCUCCCGAGGGUGCGGGAGUGGUACCGGAUCGAGAGGGCUUGGAUGAUGAUUAUUAUUAUGAAGUAUAGAUGGCCGUGUUUGAUGUUAGCGUGUUUCUGAUACCCCCGGAUUUGGUGGCAGAUUUUGUAUUCUAGAUGUUUAGCGUUGUGUUUAAAAUGUUCACAAUUUCACCGCACGCUCUCUUCAAC